This is a messenger RNA of Pseudopipra pipra, 1808 nucleotides long. Its product is annotated as lipase member K-like. The record is from RefSeq and is a predicted model, not a curated record. Gene Ontology annotation, biological process: lipid metabolic process. The transcript is spliced from 10 exons. NCBI's taxonomy places the organism in Eukaryota, Metazoa, Chordata, Aves, Passeriformes, Pipridae. The coding region runs from base 565 to 1773 and encodes 402 amino acids. Gene Ontology annotation, molecular function: hydrolase activity, acting on ester bonds.
AGCUGGAUGGCUUACCCACAGGAGCUUGUUGGGAUGAGCUAGGCUGGUCCCAGGCACCCCAGAGCACCCUGAGCACCCCACAGCUCCGUGCACCAACACCAGCCCUGUGCACCAUCAGCCCCAUACACCAACACCAGCACCAGUCCCAGGCACCAACACCAGCCCUGUGCAGGUGGAGAGUCCAGAGGCUCCAUGUCCUGCAGUUCACAGAGGUCAUGGGUGACACCAAAUGACUCCAUCAAGUGGAAAGAACCAAUUUGUUCCAGCUCUCAACUCUUCUGCAGCGCCACGAAAAUAUUCCCAAGCAAGCCCAGGUGGGCGGGCUGUCUCCUGCCGGAGCAGACUCCGGCCCUCAGGUAAAUUACAUCCUCGUGGGAGGAAGGAUUAGAGGGAGUGGCGACCCGUGACGCUCCCGAAUCCGCGGAGCAGAGGGAAUAUCAGCCCGGUGAGUGCUGGGCGAGAGCAGUGUGACGGGCAGCAGGGACCUUCUGCGGGGUGGACAUCGGGAGCAGAGACACCCACACCUCUCCUGCUGCAGCCCCUGCACCGCCACAGAGCACCAGGAUGUGGCUGUUCCUGACCAUUGCUUAUUUAAUGUGCAUCGGGGAAAAGUCAGAUGCAAACCCCGAGGUCUCCAUGGAUGUUGGUGAAAUCGUCCGCUACCACGGGUACCCCUACGAGGAGCACGAGGUGCUGACGGAUGAUGGCUACUACCUGGCCCUGCAGAGGAUUCCUCACGGCAGGGGCAACCCAGGCAGCAGGAGCAUCUCCCAUCAAGCAGAGGCACGGGGCUCCAGCAUGUUCUGUCCCCCUCCAAAGGCUGUGGUCCUCCUCCAGCAUGGGCUGGUGUUGGAGGGAAGCACCUGGGUAUCCAACUUGCCCAACAGCAGCCUGGGCUUCAUCCUGGCCGACGCCGGCUACGACGUGUGGAUCGGGAACAGCCGGGGGAACAGCUGGUCACAGAAACACAGAGAGUUUGACUUUCACCACCAGGAAUACUCAGCUUACAGCUUCCACGAGAUGGCCAUGUAUGACCUCCCAGCCACCAUCAACUACAUCCUGCAGAAAACCGGGCAGGAGCAGCUGUACUACGUGGCUUACUCUCAAGGCACCACCACAGGUUUCAUUACCUUUUCAUCCAUUCCUGAACUGGAUCGCAAAAUCAAGAUGUUUUUUGCCUUGGCUCCCACCACUGUGAACUCCAACACAAAGACACCCUUGGUGAAAGUGCUUGACCUUCCCGAGGCACUGGUUAAGCUCGUUUUAGGACACACGGUGGUCUUUGAUAAGGGCCAUAUCUUGAAGCAAGUGAUCUCUGCUGUGUGCACCUACCCCAUCUUCAGGAGUAUUUGCCCCUUGGUCCUUUACUUGCCUGGUGGCUUUACCAGCAGCUAUGAUGUGAGCCGCAUGGACGUGUACAUGUCUCGCUACCCUGACUCAACAUCCCUAAAAACUGUGCUCCACUGGCGCCAGCUCUAUCAAACAGGGGAAUUCAAGUAUUAUGACUAUGGCAGUGACAACAUGCUCCAUUACAACCAGACCUCCCCUCCCUUCUAUGAGCUGGAGAAGAUGAAGGCCCCGCUGGCCGCGUGGUACGGGGGCAGGGACUGGAUUUCAGCCCCUGAGGAUGUGAACAUCACCCUGCCCCGGAUAACCAACCUGGCCUACAAAAAGUACAUCCCCGACUUCGUCCACUUUGACUUCCUUUGGGGCAAGCAAGUGUAUGAACAAGUCUACAAAGAAAUGCUGGAUCUCAUGGAGAAGAGCUCCUAGAGCUGGAGCUGUGGCCACUGGGGGCUUCUCAGUGA